This is a messenger RNA of Formica exsecta, 1324 nucleotides long. RefSeq names its product endoribonuclease LACTB2-like. The record is from RefSeq and is a predicted model, not a curated record. Bases 104 to 1096 code for a protein of 330 amino acids. The transcript has 3 exons. Lineage: Eukaryota; Metazoa; Arthropoda; Insecta; Hymenoptera; Formicidae.
CGAAUAUACAUCUUAGUCACGAUUCAAAGAAAUAUAUACUUGUAUUAUGCACUAUCAUGCAUUGCCUGAAGAUAAAUACGUACGAUAAUAGGCAGAUGUAUGGAUGUGUAGAUCGAAUUCCAAAGUACUGUCUCUGCUGUUUUUGCUUCUCCUGACGAAUAUAUAUAUCCCGCGAGUGAACGAGACGAGCAGAGAUAUUAUUAUGCCAACUUUGACGAAUCUACCGCCGAUAGCGAGGCUGUCCAGCAAAGUCAUCCGGAUUCUAGGAUGCAAUCCUGGACCGAUGACGUUACAGGGCACCAAUAGUUAUCUCGUAGGCACUGGGCACAGACGUGUAUUGGUCGAUUCAACGGAAACCAAAACAGCUGACGCCUAUACAAAGCUUUUAAAGAAUGUUCUAAACGAGGAAAAAGCUAUCAUCGAGCACUUGGUGAUCACCCAUUGGCAUCAUGAUCAUAUUGGGGGAGUGGAACCUGUGCAAAACUUGCUGAAGAAGUUGUUUCCCUCGGACAAGCAGCCCACUGUGUGGAAACUGCCGCGAUCGUCAAACCAGGAAAAAUCGGAUGAUGAGAAGUCCAUCCAAUGGGAAUCUCUAAGGGAUGAUCAAGUGGUGGAAGUUGAAGGAGCAAAGCUCCAGGUGAAGUAUACGCCAGGACAUACUAGCGACCAUGCUUGUCUGCUGUUGCAAGAUGAAAAUAUCCUAUUCAGCGGCGACUGUAUCCUCGGAGAAGGCACGUCAGUCUUCGAGGAUCUCCACGAUUACAUGCUGUCGCUGGAUAAGAUCCUGCAGAUGCGGCCCAAGACGAUUUAUCCGGGCCAUGGGCCGGUUCUAAACGAUCCGUUGCCACAUAUACAGUAUUACAUCAAUCACAGGAAGCAGAGAGAAGAGGACAUUCUGCGGGUACUGGCAGAACAUGGAAAUGAUAAGUCAAUGACAGGAAUGGAUAUUGUUAAGCUGAUAUACAAGGAUACCCCGGAAAACCUGUGGAUAGCCGCAGCAUUUACAGUGAACCAUCACCUUCACAAGCUACAAAAAGAGGGAAAAGUGUUACAGGAACAAGAAGGUGGUUGGUGGAUAAUUAAAAGCAAAAUAUGAAUAUAUCAUAUGGAAUAUCUAGAAAAUUAAAAUUGAAUAUUUAAACUGUGAUUAUUUAAAAUACAAAUAUUGGAGCGGAGAAUUUAUAAAUUGCAUCCAAAUCCUGGCAUUCGGAAAGCUGUAAGAAGCCCUAAUUAUAUAUUUUAUAUACAUAUAUAAAUUUUUAUUAAAAUAUAAAGGUUUCACAACACAAGAAACUCUAAUGAUGCAAGAUUACCUGGAUCAAUG